Maniola jurtina (meadow brown) is the source of this 2797-nucleotide messenger RNA. RefSeq lists its product as uncharacterized. Gene Ontology annotation, molecular function: nucleic acid binding. The transcript has 2 exons. The record is from RefSeq and is a predicted model, not a curated record. Bases 1361 to 2734 code for a protein of 457 amino acids. NCBI's taxonomy places the organism in Eukaryota, Metazoa, Arthropoda, Insecta, Lepidoptera, Nymphalidae.
AAAAACAAACCAUUAGUUAAGAAUUUUAACCCUUUUUUACAAUAUCACCUUUGGAAACCGACUUUGAAGGGGUAUGGGCAAUUUAUUUGUACCCUGAAUUAUUAUCAUCCCAAGAAAUCCACAGCCAUGAGAAUUAUAUUUUGGAGAGACAUUGUGGCGAAACGGAACGUCUCUAACGCCAAUGCAUGCCCAUAACAUCAUUCAAUUGUUUUCAUAAUAAAUUAGGAAAACAAAGUUUGUUUCAAAUUGCUACCAGUCAUGGAAUUCGUAAAAAAAAAAGUAUCUGGGUUAGUUGUUUUAAUUUGAUUUCAACUAUGUGAAACUUGAAAGGCUGCAAGUAAUUAAACUUGUGAUGAAUAAACUGUCACUUUUUCUUCAUUUCGAACAAAAUGUUUCUGCUUAAAAACUUGUUUUGUGUUGUGUGACAUGUUCUGGAGUGGAGACCGCGUAUCAGUAAGCGCAGUGUGGGAUGACCUCGACCCGCUGGACUGACGACCUCAAGAAGAUAGCGGGAAGUGGGUGGAUGAGGAAGGCGGAGGAGCGUGAGUGGUGGCGCGCUCUUGGGAAGGUCCAUGUGCAGCAUUGGAAGCAAACAGGCUUUUUAAUUGAUUGAUAAUAUAAAUGUAACUCCAGAACCAAAUAGUCAAGCAGAUUUGUGAUGUUGAUAUGAGUGAUCUCCAGUCUAUAUUUGACUCACCAUAGACUCAUCUAAAAAGAAAAAUUAAUCGACUUCAAAUUCACCAUCAGCUUUUUUGUAAAAACCUCAAAAGUAUCUUCCAUUUUGAAAAAUUUUAUGCAGGCAUGCAAUUUAUUUUUCACCCCUAAUCAUCUUGAGAAAUUGGAGAGAGACAUAUUCAAGUUUUCUCCAAACUUAUUGCAAAAACAAGUUGCAAAAACUUUUUAUGUGUAUUUAUUAGAAUAACACUUUAUCAAAGUUGUUGCAACUUAACUUCAUGCUCUUUUUUUUGACAAUAAUUUACUGACAUUUACUCUUUACUCAACAAAUACUUGGAAACAAACCGACCAUGAAAUCAAACCCUUUCCUGAACAAAAUCUUUGAUUUUGUAGAUUCAUACAUCUUUUUUUCAUAUUGAUAGUCCUUGAGUGCCUGUUGACUUCAAUUUUAGUACAGAGGGCGCAAUCUGACAAGGAACUAUACAUAUAAGACAAUACUCCGUCCGUACCACCUAUACUUUUUGCAAUUCACGAAGUCGAGUGAGCUUUACUCGUGGUUGAACGUGUAUAUGUACAUUGCUGUAGUGUGCGUGUCUGACGGAGCGGUCAGUUGCGACCGAGCCGUCGCCACGGUCACUUGUGCUUGUUGUUUCCACGACGCUUAUUACCACGAAGUACUGUCAGCAUGUCAAAACGCAAAGUUGUUCAUAGCGAGGGACGAGCAAUUAUCGCUAAAGUCUUUCACUUUCUUCAAGAAGAAUAUAAUUUUAUGAAAGUGAAUAACAGUGACAAAUGUGAUUUAAGUCCUUUGGCUAAUGUACUUAAACGUACUGCGGAAGCAACUGGCGUCUCUGAGCGCACUGUAACUAGAAUAUUGAAAGAAGAAAAGGAGUUGCCGUCACCUUCCUCCAAGUUCACUUCACCCAUGAAAAAACGACGUAAGAGAGACAGCAAAUUCAUGUUGGACAAUAUGCAUAGAGAAGUAAUUCGAACUACUAUACAAAAUUUUCACAUUUCACACAAACAAGUACCAACUUUAGCAAAACUUCAGUCAGUUUUGAGAGAAAAAAUUGGUUUUGACGGAUGUUUGAGCACUUUACGCUCUUUGCUCAUAGAAAUGGGCUACAAAUGGAAAAAAAUUGAUAACAACCGCAAAUCAUUACAAGAAAGGCACGAAAUACAAUUAUGGCGUUUUAAUUUUUUGAAAAAAAUUAAUCAAUAUCGUUCAGAAGGCCGUCAUAUCGUAUAUACCGAUGAAACGUAUGUGCUUACUUCUCAUGUACGACAAAACACCUGGUGUCUAAAAAGCAAAGAUCCAACAAAAAAAGACACGUCUUUUUCAAAGAAGUUGAGUACGGGCAGCCGUUUCAUUAUAGUACAUGCAGGCAACAGUAGUGGUUUUAUUAAAGAUGCUUCUUUAGUAUACAAAGCGGCAUCCACAACUGGAGAUUAUCACUCCAACAUGAAUUUUGACAAUUAUGUCAAGUGGCUUAAUGAAAAGCUUCUGCCAAAUAUUCCAGAAAAGUCAGUUAUUGUGAUGGAUAACGCAUCUUAUCACAACACCCGAAGCAGUAAAAUACCUACAUCAAAUUCUUGUAAGAGUGACAUGAAAAAGUGGCUGAUGGAAAACAAUAUUCCGUUUGAUGAACGGUCGCGCAAUAUAGAACUGUAUGAUUUAAUUAAAAAAAAUAAAGAGCGUUUUGUAACGUAUAAAAUUGACGAGAUAAUAAAAAGCAAGGGUUGCGAAAUAUUGCGAUUGCCUCCCUAUCAUCCCGAGUUAAACGCGAUAGAAAAUAUCUGGGGUAUUUUAAAAAAUCGCAUUGCCUCUAAAAACAUAGCACAAAACAUGACUGAAGUACAAAAUUUAAUUUUUGAGGGCUUGAACAGCAUUGACAGCAACACUUGGCUCAAUACCUGCAAUCAUGUAGAAAAAAUUGAAAAAGAAUACAUGAAGUACUUUGAUUCUGACUUUGAAUUUGUUAUUAAUGUAGGUGAAUCAAGUGACAGCGGUACUGAUGAGUUUGAAAGUAAUAGUGAUAGUUUAAACGAAGAUGAUUGAUUAUCGAAUUAAAUUAACCUAGACAGUAAUUUUGUGAUUUUAUUAUUUUUAUUAUUUGCAACA